Messenger RNA from Schistosoma turkestanicum, 1662 nucleotides. Lineage: Eukaryota; Metazoa; Platyhelminthes; Trematoda; Strigeidida; Schistosomatidae. The record is from the annotation of a GenBank genome assembly.
AUUCCUUUAGAGAAUAAUUACAAAGAACAAACAUUUAAAUAUAAACAACAUGAAAAAGAACUUACGGAAAAAUUGAAUCAAAUAAAACAACAACAAUUAAAUAAUGAUAAUGAUAAAUACAUGAGGAAAUUAUCGAGAAACAUUAACGAUAUGAGUAAAAAUACCAUUACUACUAAUAAUAAUAUUAUUAAUGAUACUGGACAAAUCUUUCCAAUCAUUAUUACAUCAUCUGAAGACGACAAAUACGAUAAAACAUCUUCGAUUGAACAAGAAGACAUCCAUAAAGAUCUGGAUGUUAUUAAUGAAGAUAACAAUGAUGACGAUGAAGAUUAUAUUGAUGAUGAAAUAGAUGAUGUACAAGAUGUAAAUAAUUAUCUAUCAAUAAAAUCAGUUCAUUCUUUCUCUACUACAACUAGUACAGACUAUACAUAUUAUCCUAAUGUACAUUCAAAUUACAACCAGAAAUCACAAAAUACAUCACCAUCACAACAUAAUUCACAUAUGAAUAAAAUUAAAGUAUACACAAAUAUGCCAGAUGCAGCGAUCAUUCAACAUAAUAACAAUAAUAGUUAUUAUUACGGUCGUCAGCAUACAACUUCUAAUGAAACUCAGAAGCUAACAUUCUAUCCUCAUCCGCCAGAAACAGAUAAUCAAUAUUUAACACCAAGUCAUUUGUAUGAUAAACCUUGCAAACUCGGUGAAGAUUUUUCAGAUAAACGUGGGAGAGGAAUGGAAGAAAGAAGAAACAGAGGAUUUUAUAGGAAAUGGAGAUACAAUACAUAUCAGCAACACCCAAAUCCAGCGAAUCUAAAUUUCGCAGAUGCAGUGCAUACGUUGGUAAAACAAGCCAAUGUUAUGGCUAAACGAAACAGAAUCAAUAAAUACUUACGCAGAAGUGCAAAAGACGUCGACUGGGAUACAAUUUCAUUUCAUAGAGUUAAUAUGAGUCCAAGAUCAAAUGGUCGUAAUACACGAUUUUAUGGUAAUAGUACAUCAAGUGAUCAGAAGGGUAAAAGAGUUUUGUAUGAUGAAAACCAUAUUGGUUAUAAAAACUUCCACUUAAAUUUACCAAGUAAUUAUCCAUUAGUUUCAUACGAUAUGCCACAGUGUAGUUCAACAAGAGAUGAUGAAACAGAUGAAAAUAAUUCGUUCAAUGAAGGAUUUCAUAUAAUUGAUUUAGAAAACCAUCAAGAUAGUCCAACAGUUUAUGACGAAGCAUAUGACCAACCUUAUGCAACACAUAUUGAAAGAUCUGCGUCAAUUCAUGAGAUAUGUCCAAAAAGUGAAGAUAAGCCUAAUAAUAAAUACAUUGUACAAAAAUCUCAAAAUACGUUAUGUCAUUCACCAUACAUGAUUCCAUGUGAACCUAAGAUAAAAUCUUAUGUUCAAAGUGUACAAAAUUUAAAUCAUAUCACUAGUGAUUUUAAUCAUAUCAACCCAUCCACUAGAUCAGAUCAAAUGAUCAACGUGAAUGAAAGUGAAGUCCAAUUUCCUCGUUUACUUAAAUCACCUACAACCAGUGAUGAUUUCAACCCAAUAUACUACCCUAUAAAACAUUAUAGGACAGGUUCACUAACUUUUUACCCAUGUCCACCACAUGAAACCUCUUCUCACUGUUCCAUGGAUCCAAGUGUUAAUGUUUCUGUUAAGCAUUCACAAUAA